AUGGGUGGGCUCGGGAGCUUCUUGGGGAGCGGCAAGGCGAGAAAGAGCUCCUCGUCCCUUCGGAAAGCUGGGAACUGCAGGGGCCCGCCCUCCGCCCCUGGUCGCCGCUUCCUCCCCUCCCCCAGCCAGCCCCUCCCCCACCUCGCCCGGCUCGCGCCCGCCCCGCCCCCUCCACCCGCGGGGUUCCAAAGGCGGUUGGCCCGCCACGGCCACGGUCACUCGGCCACUCGGAGCUGCGAGGCGCACCGGGUUGAGAAAGCCGGCUCUAGGGUUUGGGCCGGAACUGAAGAGAAGUUUUCUGAGGCUGAGCCGACCCGGGGAUUACUGGUGUUCACUGGCUCUUCGGAUCUAGAUGCCAACCUGGCCAAGCAGUUCUGGAUCGGGGCUUCGAUGUAUCCCCCCAACGAAUCUCAGUUGGUGCUGUCCAGAGGUAGCAGCCAGCGCCUGCGGGUGGCCCGGGCUUCUAAGAGUAGUGCUCCUGAGAAAAGUUACUUCCAGCCUUUUUUCCUUGAGAAAAGCAAGAAUAGAGAUGGAGUUACUGAAACCCUAAAGAUUCAGGAAUCUGAGGAGAAAAAAAAGUAUCUCCAAAAGGCUAAAAAGAGAGAUGAGAUUAUCCAACUCUUAAGAAAACAAAGAGAAGAAAGGAUCUCGAAAGAACUGGUCUCCCUUCCUUAUAAACCAGAAGCCAAAGUACACAAAGCAAAGAAAGUGAUUUCAGAGUCAGAUAAAAAAGACCGCGAAGAAGUCAAAGCCUUGGACUGAUUGACUGACACAUGGAAGAGGUUGGCUCUCUUAGAAUCUUCACUUUUGAAACAACCUGCUCAUACAUCAGGAUCACUGGGAUCAGUAGAAUUAGACUAAAAAAAAUAAUAAAACGUAAAUAUGCAACACUUCUA
Sus scrofa (pig) is the source of this 896-nucleotide messenger RNA. It is a transcript of the gene HOATZ, whose product is annotated as HOATZ cilia and flagella associated protein. The record is from RefSeq and is a predicted model, not a curated record. Lineage: Eukaryota; Metazoa; Chordata; Mammalia; Artiodactyla; Suidae. Gene Ontology annotation, biological process: cilium assembly.